This is a messenger RNA of Pleurotus ostreatus (oyster mushroom), 1476 nucleotides long. RefSeq lists its product as uncharacterized. The coding region runs from base 1 to 1476 and encodes 491 amino acids. The record is from RefSeq and is a predicted model, not a curated record. The transcript is spliced from 9 exons. NCBI's taxonomy places the organism in Eukaryota, Fungi, Basidiomycota, Agaricomycetes, Agaricales, Pleurotaceae.
AUGGCUGAUCCGACUACCAAACUACAAAUCUCCCUCAUUGGGGCCCACUCCGACGGCUUUGUGAAGGCCCUACAAGCAAACAAUUUUGACAUCGAGCAAUGUGGCUCGGUUUCCGAUCGCAAGAAAAGCGCGGUGAAUCUCUCGGUGCUUGCUCUUACCGGUGAGGAGCAUACGCUCUCCGAAAGCGAUAUCGACAAGACGCUACGCGCUGGGACCGUGCUUGCUCUAUUCGGACCAAGUCGCGCCCUCUUGGAGACUGUUCACAAAGCUACGAACACCCCCAUUGACAUUCCAAGCCUGGAGCUGGCCGAUGGAUUACCGCUCCUGGUAUACAACGUGAAUGGCGUGGUGCACGUUACUCCGAACAACGUUCCCAGUGAAGCCAAGGUCCAGGAGCUCGUGCGAAGCACUCUUGAGAAAGAUGGCAAGGCUCCCCCAGAAGAGUCCUUUUCGGUGUCUACAGUGUCAGUCGAUCCCCAUGAACAAGCCGUAAUGUCCAUCUCUCGUGCCGUUUCCAUGACAAAGACCUCGCGAUGCCCCGUUUCCAAUCUCGAACCGCCCUCCGGUGUGAUUGGUUUCAAGAAGGGCACCAUCGACAACACGGCCCACAUCGAAAUCACUUGGCUGGCAUGGAACGCGGACGGCAUCUACGACUUCUACACUAAGGAUCCGCAAUAUAUCCAGAAGUUUGACCUGAACUGGUACACCGAUUUCUACGUGUACGCAACAGGUGCCGAUUGUAGGGGUAAGACUGGCGACGAGUUCACUAAAGCAGGCGGCCUUGUGUACACCCUUGUUAUCGACCGUGGUAACGUGCGACGUUCGUCAGACGGCGCCCCGCGAUUCCUGGGGCCUACGAGUGGCUAUUGUGGUUAUUACUUCAUUGACUGGAACCGGACGGGGAACUUUUCCCCAGGCUUCACGAUGGAUCUGCUGUCAUAUCAGCCUCGCGACCCUGCUUCGCAGAACGGGACAAGAUACAAUUACUCCAUCGACUUCCAGCAAGACAUGCAGAUGCUCAAUGACAAUGGUGAUUCAAAGUACACGUUCAAGGCCCAGUACUCCAAUGAUUUCACUUUGGAAAAAUUCCAGCAACACGCCAUAGAGCUUGACUCGGGGGUCGAUUUUUCUGUUGACUACAAGGAUGGCUAUGACCACUGGGUCGAUCCGCAAUUAUCUACCGACACUUGGUAUUACCCUGGUAUUACCCAGUGGGUCAACAGAGAAGGAUAUGAGCAUUUCAUCAUCCGGGAAGACAUGCCAGCAGAUGAUUUGCCCAUCAACGGCUUGACAGUCCUCUCAUCGAGUGUUGGCAAGCAUUGGUUCUCAUCUGCGUACUCCACAGCGUGCAGGGCCUUCAAGUCUAAUUGCUGGCGCACCACCAGUGAUGGUCACAAUGUUGAGUUCCAAACCAUCCCAAUCACGUACGGGAAUGGAAAUGGGUGGCUCCGUACCUUGGAUUUGACUUGGUCGUAA